AUGACGGCGACGACGAUUGCAUCAUCGACGAGGAUGAUGAUGAUGAUGAAAAUGGUUUCGACCACCACCACCACGAAUACUACACGUCGUCGUACUACUACCACGAAGAGCAAGCCUUCAAAAACCACUUUGAAUAAUAAUGCGUUGUUCUCUUCUUCGAAAAGUUGUCGUCGUUUGGAAGCAACGAGAGGAGGAGGAAGAAGAGAAAGAACGAAGAAGAAGAUAUCUUCUUUCGAUCCUCCUCGCGCAACAUCAUCAUCAUCAUCAGAACAACAAGAACAAGAAGAGCGAAAAACGAAUACCCCUACUAAGAAGAAUGCGAUGAAUUUCGAUGUACCUAAAGUGGUGAAAAUUUGCGGCAUCACCACCGCGGAAGAUUGUCGCGUCGCCAUCGACAGCGGCGCCUCACACGUUGGGAUGAUCUUAUGGCCCAAGAGUAAAAGGUCGGUCGAUAUCGAACGAGCGAAAAAGAUCGUAAAGGAGUGCGAAAAGAGUAAAGAAAGAGUGAUAACGCCAGUCGCGGUGUUCGUGGACGAAGACGGAGCGACGAUAGCGAAGAUAUGCGAAGAGCUUGGAUAUAACACGCACGCGCAGUUACACGGCGAUUUGGCCAGACAAUCUCUGAAGGAUAUUCCGCAAAAGAUCAAAGUUAUUUGGGUGUGCUCGGCGGACGAGAGCGGGAAAAUCGUGACGGAAAUGCCGGGGGAGAGCGAAGAGGAGUUAGCCUCGAGAAGGAAAGAAAUGUUAUCCGGGGAGAAAGGGUGGAAAGCACCGAUUGAUUGGGUAAAUGGACCGAGGAAAACGGUAGAUUACGUGUUAAUCGACGGCGUCAACGCCGGAUCUGGGGAGAAAUUCGAGUGGGAAAACUUAAAAGUUCCCAAAGGAUGUUCCAGGAAAGGAUGGAUUUUAGCCGGUGGAUUGACGCCGGAAAACUGCUCCGAAGCGGUCAUGGUGUUACGUCCGAACGGUGUGGACGUCGCCUCGGGCGUCUGCGACGAGAGCGGCGUCGUAAAGUCGAAAGAAAAGUGCGACGCCUUCGUCUUCAACGUUCGAGCCGCCGCCGCGAAGUAG
This is a messenger RNA of Bathycoccus prasinos, 1071 nucleotides long. RefSeq names its product phosphoribosylanthranilate isomerase. Gene Ontology annotation, biological process: L-tryptophan biosynthetic process. The record is from RefSeq and is a predicted model, not a curated record. The coding region runs from base 1 to 1071 and encodes 356 amino acids. NCBI's taxonomy places the organism in Eukaryota, Viridiplantae, Chlorophyta, Mamiellophyceae, Mamiellales, Bathycoccaceae. Gene Ontology annotation, molecular function: phosphoribosylanthranilate isomerase activity. The transcript has a single exon.